GUUUCGUUGAGAAAGUGUUAUCAAUGGCACAGUAUGCGUCAUGUGUGCUAGAUAUAUCAACACAAGUACAAAGAACGGCGACAUAUUUACUACGGAGAAGAUGAUAUUCGCAAUAGUUGCCAUAUUUCUUGUAGGACUAUGCAAGGCACAAACGUGCGAGAAGAAGGUGGAGCGCCUUCAAGCUCAGGUCAAUGAGCUCAGUGAGCAGGUUAGCCGCCAGAUGGCGCUAAUACAGACGAUGCAGGCCAGUAUGCAGAGCCACGUGAACGGUCGCUCUGUAGAGAAACGUGCGGAAACAGCCAGCGUGGCCUUCAUGGCAACACUGGAUCAUACAGUGGAGGUACUUCACACUAACCAGCGCAUCGGGUACAACAACGUAAUGUUAAAUAGCGGAGAUGCAUACGCCAGCAGUGGACUGUUCACUGCACCCGUAGGCGGCACAUACCUGUUCGCGUUUUCAAUUCACAUGAAUCGAUUACAACAGAUAUUUACACAACUGAUGAUCAAUGGGAACCCUGUGAAUUCAGCCAUCACCGAAUCUUUCAGCAACUAUGGGGACACCCAGGGUACCGCCGUGUCAAUUGUGUAUGUGAGUGCAGGAGAGCAGGUGUGGGUGCAGAUGUUUCAUGACCAACAGACGAGAAUUGAGGGAAAAUACGGAGGAAGUUCUUUCUGUGGCACGCUAUUAGCGUAACAGUCAAGCAAUGAGACUACCAUUAUGCCUUUGUUUCUCUCCUUACUUUGUUAACAAGUGCAUGCUAUGCAUAUUUUUAAGAUUCUAUUAAGCAAUACAAAUAACAACGAUUACUAUUGUCGUACAUAAACAUAUGGAAUGAGAAAAGUGAAAAUUACAUCAUUCGUGGUGAAUAUUUACAUAAUGACUGGUGUUUAUUAUAUUAUGCGUCAUGACAAUUCCAACAUGUUUGUUGUCUAUUCGUUUAUACUUGAUGAUUGUUGCAACAUGCUCGGUGACUAUCCAAUGUUUGUGUGUUCAGUAUUCCUGAUUAAUGAUUUAAUAAAGCAAUACUUCACUGUCAUAAA
Messenger RNA from Dreissena polymorpha, 1041 nucleotides. RefSeq names its product collagen alpha-2(VIII) chain-like. Lineage: Eukaryota; Metazoa; Mollusca; Bivalvia; Myida; Dreissenidae. The transcript is spliced from 3 exons. Gene Ontology annotation, molecular function: protein binding. The record is from RefSeq and is a predicted model, not a curated record. The coding region runs from base 41 to 694 and encodes 217 amino acids.